UUUUGUAGUAAAUAGUCUUCUGCUGAGCCAAAAUGUUAGAUUAUUUUAGCCUUGAUAUCAAAUAUCUAGCUGCAGCAGUUCUAGCCUUAGUUAUAGCAGUGUUAGUUGCCGAAAAACAUGGCCGGAGAAGAAAACGCCACCCCAUUGCAGGAACUGUUUUCCACCAACUUGUCAAUUUCAACAGGCUACAUGAUUACAUGACAGAUCUUGCAAGAAAGCACAGCAGUUAUAGGCUGCUUAGCUUAUCAAGCAGUGAAGUGUACACUUCAGACCCCACAAAUGUGGAAUAUAUCCUCAAGACAAAUUUUUCAAACUAUGGCAAGGGACGGCAUCAGUAUGAAAUCCUGAGGGACCUAUUGGGAGAUGGGAUAUUCACAGUGGAUGGAGAAAAGUGGAGACAUCAGAGAAAGGCAGCAAGCUAUCAAUUUUCCUCCAAGCUUUUGAGAGAUUACAGCAGUUCAGUUUUCAAAGGGAAUGCUAUAAAACUUGCUGCAAUAGUGUCUGAAGCAGCAAUCUCAAAUCAAGCAAUUGAAAUCCAAGACUUACUUUUCAAAUCAACCAUGGACUCAGUAUUUAAUAUAGUACUAGGUGUAGAACUGGACACUAUGGGUGGAACAUAUGAAGAAGGCACCAAAUUCUCUAGUUCUUUUGAUGAUGCAAGUGCAAUUACUAUACUUAGGUAUAUUGACGUUUUCUGGAAGGCGAAGCGGUUUUUGAACAUAGGACAAGAAGCUUUACUAAAGAAACAUGUCAGAGUUGUAGAUGAAUUUGUGUAUAAUGUGAUUAAAAGCAAGACUGAGAAAGUCCAUAAUCAAGAUGAUAAGCCUGUGAGGAAAGACCUUUUGUCAAGGUUUUUAGAAUUGGAUGAGACCGAUCCGAAGUACCUGAAAGACAUCAUCUUGAGUUUCAUCAUAGCUGGAAAAGAUACAACAGCCACUACUCUUUCAUGGUUCCUUUUCCGGCUAUGCAAGCUUCCUCAUGUGCAGGAAAAGAUUGCACAAGAAGUCAAAGAUGCAACAGGGUUAUCAGAUUUUUCAAAGCCUGAGGAGGAGUUUGCAGCUAAUAUAACUGAAGAAGCUCUUGAAAAAAUGCAGUAUCUACAUGCAGCUUUGACAGAGACACUAAGACUCUACCCUGCUGUUCCAUGGGACGCAAAGAUUUGUUUCUCAGAUGAUGUGUGGCCAGAUGGAUUCUAUGUGAAGAAAGGUGAUGUUGUGGCAUACCAACCUUAUGCCAUGGGAAGGAUGAAAUCAUUGUGGGGUGAUGAUGCUGAAGAGUUCAAACCAGAAAGGUGGCUUGACAUAGAUGGAAAGUUUCAGCAAGAAAGCCCUUUCAAAUUCACAGCUUUCCAGGCGGGUCCAAGAGUUUGUCUUGGGAAGGAUUUCUCAUACAGACAGAUGAAAAUCUUCUCUGCUAUCCUCUUAGGCAGCUACAAAUUCAAGUUGGUUGAUGAACACAAAUCAAUACAUUAUAGAACUUCACUUACUCUGCAUCUGGAUGGAGGUCUGUAUCUGUAUGCUUAUAGAAGAUUUGGAUAUUCAAAUUCAUAGAUAUCAGAAUGCUUUAUUCUCUUUGUAUUGUACACUAAGAAAACAGAAUUGUUGUGCCAAAUUGUUGUGUAUUUGCAUAACAAGAAUGGGAAAACAAAUAUA
Molecule: messenger RNA, 1652 nt
Organism: Arachis duranensis
Lineage: Eukaryota; Viridiplantae; Streptophyta; Magnoliopsida; Fabales; Fabaceae
Product: cytochrome P450 704C1
Exons: 6
Coding region: 33-1550 (505 amino acids)
Molecular function (GO): iron ion binding; oxidoreductase activity, acting on paired donors, with incorporation or reduction of molecular oxygen; heme binding
Source: RefSeq, a predicted model, not a curated record